Messenger RNA from Rhizopus microsporus ATCC 52813, 279 nucleotides. Its product is annotated as conidiation-specific protein con-10. The record is from RefSeq and is a predicted model, not a curated record. The transcript is spliced from 2 exons. The coding region runs from base 1 to 279 and encodes 92 amino acids. NCBI's taxonomy places the organism in Eukaryota, Fungi, Mucoromycota, Mucoromycetes, Mucorales, Rhizopodaceae.
AUGUCUAGUCGUAACAAUAACCCCACUAACUUUGCAAACCGUCCCAAAGAGGAAGUUCAAGAAAUUGCCUCCAAAGGUGGCCAUGCCAGCCACACUGGUGGUUUUGCUAGUAUGGAUCCUGAGAAGCAGCACGAUAUUGCUUCCAAGGGCGGUAAAGCCUCUAGUGGUAGCUUCACUCAAGGUAGUGAACGUGCAAAAGAAGCUGGUCGUAAAGGCGGAAGACGGUCUCACCGUACGAAUACUGAACAAGAUGUUGAGGAUUAUGAAGGUCAAGCCUAA